UGAAGAAAUUGGAUUCAACGUUUCAUUAAAGCAAUCGUCGAAGACGAGAAGUGAAAGAGCUUGUUCGUGUCAAUCUGAAAUUGCUUUUCGUCACGAUGAGACGUCUACAGGGUCCUGUAACGAAAACUUCUGGAGAGCGCACUGGGUACAAAUCAUCAGUUUUGCCAGGACACCGUGUAACUGGAGCCAGCGAGUCUGCUAAACCUGCACCAUCAGCUGCUAGAAUCUUAUCGCGAAACAAUACGUUCAGUGUUAUCAAGAAACCCUCUAGCAGUUUUUUGGGAGGUCCAACACCACACAGUGGAACGAUGCUCGGAGUGCAACGUGGUGCUCGCUGGGGUAGCGUGGACAAUUUAUCUGUGAAUCGAAAAACGGUGGUUCCAUCCCAGGGCAGUUCGAUCGCGAUGGAGAACAACCGGAGUGUUAAAUACUGUUCAUCGGAUGUUCGGCAAGCUAGCAUGAUACCGAUCAUGUUAUCCGCAUUUGUACAGCCACAGAAACCGAUGGACGGUUGUUCGGAAGUGCAUUCGCAAACGAGGCCUGCUGCAACUCAUACGCAUCGCGAUAGUGGAAGUAUGUUGUCGCAUAACAGAUCAGAAAUCCAAGUGAACAACGACUGUGCGCAGCAAUCUUGGGAGAUUGUUAGUGAAAAAGUGUCGAAUGUCGAACAGAAACUUGAUAAACUGAUGGAGCACUUGUGUAGUCUUGAUAAAAAGCAACACGCGGAAGAACAAUCCACGGCCAGCUGCGUCAAGUCAAUUAAGGAAGAGCUGAUUGCUGUAAAAACCAUAUGUAGCCAGCUUACGGAUCGCUUGGAUAUUCAACAACAAAUGAAUGAUUUUUUACAAAAGUUUAAAAGUUCCGAAUCUUCCAUGCCAAAGCCCUGCGCAAAACUUCAGAUAGCGAAUAAGUAUACAAAUCACCAAGCCAACAGGAGCAGAAACCCUGAAGCCGAUCAUCUGAUGUACGAAAGGGCUAUCACAGGUGUACCGAAAACAAAAUCUCGCCUGGCUAAAAUCCGACUUUGGAUGAAACGAAGCAAAAAUUAACAAAUAAUUGAAAAAUUCAAAUGUGCUCAAAGCAUGAACCCUUUACGGACUCCAAAUUUACAAUAAAAACAAUGUGGAC
This is a messenger RNA of Anopheles aquasalis, 1128 nucleotides long. RefSeq lists its product as uncharacterized. NCBI's taxonomy places the organism in Eukaryota, Metazoa, Arthropoda, Insecta, Diptera, Culicidae. The record is from RefSeq and is a predicted model, not a curated record.